GACAAACGUUGAUCGGAGGGAGAAGUGAGAGGAAGAUUAAAAGGAGCAAAGCUUCACUGUAUCGACUCUCAACAACCAUCAACCAAGCAUAUCAACAAUAACAGACAUACCACCCUUAAUAAACAAAACCCAUUAAACCAUUAUUAAAUUGUCUUCCAUUCUCGAAUCUUUGUCCUAAUUUUUUUUCCCAACACUUCUCUCUCUCUCUCUCUCUCUCCAUUCAUUCACAAGUUUUCAAACUUUCAUUCAUGGAUGCCCACCUUCUCUUCUUCUUCUCUUAGAGGUAAACCCUUUAUCCUCUCUUCCCCAUCCUUCUCCUGCCUCCCUGGUUUCAGCCCAACCUGCAUCCCAUACCCCAUCAAUCAAAAUCACAACUUUUCAAACACCCAUUUGAUAUUUUCCUCAUUCCAUUUGAUAUGUUGAGCUCUGCCUGAAAGCAAAACAGAUACAGAGGCUUUGCAUGUGUCAGCACUCUCUCUCCACAUGGGUUUCAGAAUGUCUCACACAAAAAUAGCUGGUCUUCUAUUAGCACCUACAUCAUAAUCCUCUUCAGGCUAACGCAUUUCCUGCUAAAAAAUUUUCAGCCUCCACUUCCCAAUAUACGGCAUUAUUGGGGUUGUGAUUUCCACCAUGCCAACCACAUUAAAAGGAAUCUACAAGAGUUUCAAAUUCAUCACACAAAUAUUUGUUGUGAAGGAGCGUGAGAUGGAAAUUGGGUACCCGACAGAUGUUAAGCAUGUGGCUCACAUUGGAUGGGAUGGCCCCUCAGGAACUGGACCCAGUUGGAUGAAUGAUUUUAAGACCGCGCCUGAUUUUUCAACGUCUCUAAGUAACUUGGGAGAACUGAGUGAUCCUAAUCCCAUGGCUGUCACUACAUCAUGGUCCUCCCAAGAUUUUGAAGAACCAACUGGAAGUCAACCAACAUCAAACGUUUACAAAGGCAUCACUUCUGCAGGGGCUGCUCAUGUUCCUAAGAAGCCCAAGCAGAAAAAGACCAAGUCGACUUCCUCUUCUGAAUUGCUAUCUGCUUCAUCAAGACAAUCACGAACAACAAAAUCAAAGGCUACAUAUAAUGAGAGAGAAGCAACACCAAUUGCUCAGGUGUAGAUGGUUCUAGACUAUAAAAUUAGUGAGAGAAAAAGAUUUGGCAUUGUGAAUAGCAAGACUAUGUUCUCAUCUGGUAAUCCAUUAGGGAACGAAAGAAAAUAAAGGUGGUCUGUGAAAGUUCUCCUGCUGUUUAGAAAAUCCUAAUCCACAGA
This is a messenger RNA of Abrus precatorius (Indian licorice), 1259 nucleotides long. RefSeq names its product CRIB domain-containing protein RIC10. The record is from RefSeq and is a predicted model, not a curated record. The transcript has 5 exons. Bases 631 to 1107 code for a protein of 158 amino acids. NCBI's taxonomy places the organism in Eukaryota, Viridiplantae, Streptophyta, Magnoliopsida, Fabales, Fabaceae.